Messenger RNA from Capsaspora owczarzaki ATCC 30864, 1864 nucleotides. Its product is annotated as isocitrate lyase. Gene Ontology annotation, biological process: carboxylic acid metabolic process. Gene Ontology annotation, molecular function: isocitrate lyase activity. NCBI's taxonomy places the organism in Eukaryota, Filasterea, Ministeriida, Capsasporidae. The coding region runs from base 93 to 1742 and encodes 549 amino acids. The record is from RefSeq and is a predicted model, not a curated record. The transcript is spliced from 4 exons.
UUUAUUAUUUGUUCGAAUUAUCCGUUCGUGCUUUUUUUCAGAGUUUUGAUUCUAAGCAGAUUUUGCAGAAAGCAGCAAUCUACAACACCAUCAUGACUUCCGAAGCGUUGGUUGACGAGGAGCUCCGCCAGCUCCAGCGCGAAGAGCAGCAGCUUCGCGAAUGGUGGGCCACAGAGCGCUUCCAGCACGCCAAGCGCCCGUACGACGCGGCCAGUGUCAUUGCUCUCCGCGGCACCGUGCACCAGGAAUACGCCUCAAACAUCCAGGCAAAGAAGCUCUGGAACCUGCUCGCCAAGCGAAAGGCGGAAGGCACAGUGUCGCACACGUUUGGUGCGCUGGAUCCCGUCCAGGUCGUGCAGAUGGCAAAGUACCUCGACACGGUCUACGUGUCUGGCUGGCAAUGCUCGAGCACUGCGUCCUCGUCGAACGAGCCGGGCCCAGAUCUUGCCGACUACCCCAUGGACACUGUCCCAAACAAGGUCGAGCACCUCUUCAAGGCACAGCUCUUCCACGACCGUCGCCAACGCGAGGCGCGAUCGCACCUCACCCGCGAGCAGCGCAUCCAGUCGCCCACCAUCGACUACAUGGCGCCCAUCGUCGCUGACGCCGACACUGGUCACGGCGGUCUCUCUGCAAUCAUGAAGCUGACCAAGAUGUUUGUCGAGCGUGGCGCUGCCGGCGUUCACAUUGAGGAUCAGGCUGCCGGCACUAAAAAGUGCGGACACAUGGGUGGCAAGGUCCUUGUUCCAAUCUCCGAGCACAUUAGCCGCCUCGUCGCGAUUCGAUUGCAGACCGACGUGAUGGGCACCGAAACGCUGGUCGUCGCCCGCACGGACUCGGAGGCUGCCACGCUGCUGAACAACAACAUUGACAAGCGCGACCACCCCUUCAUCCUGGGCGCAACCAACCCCGCCGUCGCUGGUGCCUCGCUGAACGAGCUCGUCCUUGAGGCGUCGAGCCAAGGCCGCUCGCAGAGCGACAUUGACAAGCUCCAGGCAGAGUGGGUCAAGCGCGCUGGUCUCAAGACGUUCACCGACUACAUUGCCGACCGUCUCAAGGAGGCCCGCGCUGGCGAUGCGGAUGUGCUUGCUCGCUGGACCACCGAGUCCAAGAAGCUGGGCCACAAGGAGGCGCGCACGCUGGCCGAGAGCCUUCUCGGCGCAGAGGCUUCCAAGCAGCUCUUCUGGGACUGGGAGUUGCCCCGCACCACCGAGGGCUACUACCGCGUCCAGGGCGGCACUGCGUACGCCAUCGCCCGUGCGUCGGCCUUCUGCGAUUACGCCGACAUUGUCUGGAUGGAAACCAAGACCCCCACCAUUGCCCAGGCGCGCGAGUUUGCCGAGGGCGUCCUCAAGACACACCCGCACCAGCUGCUCACGUACAACCUCUCGCCCUCGUUCAACUGGGAUGCGGCCGGCAUGAACGACGCACAGAUCGAGUCCUUCAUCUGGGACCUCGGUCGCAUGGGCUACGCCUGGCAGUUUAUCACGCUCGCCGGCUUCCACUCGGACUCGCUCGGCAUCGACAUGUUUGCCCGCGACUUCAAGACCCGAGGCAUGCUUGCGUACUGCGAGCGAAUCCAGCGCCGCGAGCGCGAGCACAAGGUCGAAACCCUCGAGCACCAGACUUGGUCGGGCGCGUACCUCGUUGACCGUGCGCUCACCACCAUUUCCGGUGGUGCCGUCUCAACUGCUGCCAUGGGCGACGGUGUGACUGAAAACCAGUUUAAGGCUGUUCAUUAAGGCGUUUACGAAAAAAAACAAUGGUCUACAAGAGAAGUUAGUCGUUUUGUUGCAAAAAUUGUGUGCGUCUGAAUUUUUUGUUGUGUGAAUUUGAAAAUGAACGUUGUUGUCAGAUGGCCAAA